AUGUGUCAUGCAAAACUAUGGAAAGAUGAAUCGGUUAGAGGGAAACAAAAAAGGAAUACAUCUUAUUCCUUAUGUUGUGGUUACGGCAAAGUUGAGCUACCACCCUUAAAAGAGGCACCUUCAUCUUACAAAAAUUUUUACCGUUCCGUAGAUUCUAAAAGCAAAUACCUCAUGAAGAACAUUCGACGUUACAAUUCAGUGUUUUCAUUUACAUCAAUGGGAGACAAAGUUGAUUCAUCUAUCAACACAGGCAACGCACCAUACAUAUUCAGACUUAGCGGUCAAAAUUAUCAUAGUAUGGGAAGUCUUCUACCUACAGGUGGAUCAAGACCAAAAUUCUGUCAGUUAUACAUAUAUGAUACGGAUAACGAGAUUUCAAAUAGAUCGACAAGUAUUAGUGGACCAACAAUUGCUUCUACAUCAAGUUCAAGAUCAUAUGAUCUCCAGAUUAUAGAAUUUUUGAAGGUUAUGUUAGAUUCAAACAAUGCGUUGGUCAAGUCUUAUAGAAUGGUAAGAGACAGUCUUCAUGAAAAUCCUGGCGCUAAUUUGAAGUUAAGACUAAUCGGAAAAAGAGAACAAGAUGGAAGGACGUAUAACUUACCAACUUCUUCUGAGGUAGCCGCUUUAAUUGUUGGUGACAUUCGUGACUCUAUUGAAAAAAGAGACAUCAUUGUUGAAACCUCAUUAGGAUUACUAAAGCGUAUCAGUGAAUUACAUCCUUCUUACCUUGCUCUUCAGUAUCCAUUACUAUUUUCAUAUGGCGAUGAUGGUUACAGAGUUGACAUCCUUCAUAGAGGUAUUACAUCUUCAAGUAACAGCAAGCGCCCAACAUGUACGAUGAGAGAAUUUUUCGCUUACAGAAUUCAAGAUAGAGAUCAAUCGUUCUCACUACUUCUUAAUGCAAAAAGGUUGUUCCAACAAUUUUUAGUUGAUGGUUAUACCAUGAUUGAAAGUGAGCGAUUAUUUUUCAUACGUAAGCAACAAAAAAUUCUUAGAUGUGAGUCUUAUGAGAAUUUGCGUAAUCAUCAAGCACGUGGCAGUACAGAUAUUUCGGACGUUGGGCAACGUGUGAUCUUACCUUCUUCAUUUACCGGUGGUGCACGUUAUAUGAUGCAAAACUAUUUGGAUGCCAUGUCGCUAUGUAAAUGGUUUGGAUAUCCAGAUUUUUUCAUAACCUUUACGUGUAAUCCAAAAUGGCCAGAAGUUCAAAGGUUUCUUAAGGACACUCCACUUCAUCCUGAAGAUAGACCGGAUAUAUUAUGUAGGUUAUUUAAGAUUAAGUUGGAUGCAUUUAUUAAAGAUUUAAGGGAAAAUGAAAUUUUUGGCAUAGUUCAAGCAGUGGUUUACACAAUUGAAUUUCAAAAAAGAGGUCUGCCUCAUAGUCAUAUAUGUUUGUUUAUGCAUUCUGACUGCAAGCUUCCUACAGUUGAAUAUAUCGAUCCAAUCAUUUCUGUUGAGAUUCCAAAUAUUGAUGAAGAACCAGAAUUGUAUUCACUUGUCAAGGAGUUCAUGAUUCACGGUCCAUGUGGAGCUCAAAAUUUCAAUUGCCCAUGCAUGGUUGACAGAAAGAGAAGAAAUGAUGGAAAUUUUGUUGAAAAAUCUGGUGUUCAGUUAGAUAACAGAAAUGUUGUUCCAUACAACAAAUAUCUGUUAAAAAGAUAUAAGGCACACAUUAAUGUUGAAUGGUGCAAUCAAGUAUCUUCUAUAAAAUAUUUAUUUAAAUAUAUAAACAAGGGUCCUGAUAGAGCGACUGUUGCUAUGGUGCAAAGCAAUAAUGAUUCUGAUAACAGCGAUGCAGUGGAUGAAAUCAAAGAAUACUAUGAUUGUAGAUAUAUAUCUGCAUGUGAAGCAUCAUGGAGAAUUUUUAAAUAUGAUGUUCAUUAUAGGCAUCCUGCUGUGAUUAGACUACCUUUUCAUUUGCCUGGUCAACAACAAGUUGUAUAUGACGCAGACGAUGAUAUUGAAGAUGUUCUUGACCGGCCUUCAGUUGCUUCUUCAAUGUUCAUAUCUUGGAUGAAGUGUAAUGAGAUCAAUAAAGAAGCACGAAAACUUACAUAUGUUGAAUUUCCUACCAAGUUUGUUUGGAAACCUAAACUUCAAACUUGGAAGCCAAGGGAAGUUGGAUUUUCUAUUGGUAGAAUUCACUCAGUUUCACCUAAGCUUGGUGAAGCAUAUUUUUUAAGAAUUCUUUUAAAUAAAGUGAAAGGUCCAAAAUCCUUCGAAGAAAUUCGCACGGUCAAUGGUGAAAUUUGUUCUUCUUUUAAAGAUGCAUGUUAUAAUCUGGGCCUUUUAGAUGAUGACAAAGAAUACAUCGAAGCAAUUAAGGAAGCAAGUCUUUCUGGAUCUGGUUUUUAUCUACGUUUCUUAUUUGCUACGAUGUUAUUAUCCAACAGUUUGUGUAAACCAGAGAUUGUGUGGGAAAACACAUGGGAAUACCUGUCAGAUGGAAUUCUUUAUUCUCAACAAAAGAGAUUAAAGUCUCCAGAACAAAUUUUACUCCGAAACAAUUCCAGUCUAAAGGACUAUAGAAGGAUGCCUUACCCAGAUGCUGAUUUGGUUUCAUCUUCAAACAAUCGUUUGAUAGCCGAGGAGCUAGAUUAUGACAUACCAAAUUUGAAGAAUGAGUUUGAUCAACUCUUUGUUUCAUUAACCGACGAGCAACGCAACAUUUUUCUUGAUAUAAUGGCUAAGGUUAAAAAUAAUAAGGGAGGUGUAUUCUUCAUUUAUGGUUAUGGUGGAACGGGUAAGACAUUUCUCUGGAAGACUAUUUCCGCAGCAAUUAAAUGCCAAGGAGAGAUUGUUUUAAACGUUGCUUCAAGUGGGAUCGCUUCUUUAUUGUUGACUGGAGGCAGGACAGCACACUCUCGAUUUAUAAUUCCCAUAAAUCUUACCGAGGAUUCUUUUUGUAGAAUAAAUCCAAAGAGUGAUCUUGCAAGUUUAGUAAGAAAAGCCUCAUUGAUUGGGAUGAAGCACCGAUGA
Molecule: messenger RNA, 2979 nt
Organism: Lactuca virosa
Lineage: Eukaryota; Viridiplantae; Streptophyta; Magnoliopsida; Asterales; Asteraceae
Source: the annotation of a GenBank genome assembly